GGGAUUUGUUGGAUCACCAUUUACAUGAUGCAACAACCAGUGUGAUGGGGUUGUUACAUGGAUCAGACUAGACAGGGGAGUGGCUACUGCAUCUUGGUUUCAAAAAUUUCCCACAGUGCGGGUUCAUCACAUUGCGGGUUCCCUAUCUGAUCACUGUCCAUUGUGGAUAUGUUCUGAUGAUGAGAAUGCCUGUUUCUACAAGAGAGGCAGGCCGUUCUGAUUUGAAGUGAUGUGAAUGAAAGAUGACAGGUGUGAGGGGGUGAUCAAGGAUGCUUGGGUGGAACAACAUUGGGGUAAUCCUAUCAACAGGCUAGUUACAAAGGUUGAAGCAUGCUACACAAAAUUGAAAACUUGGAAUAGAACCUCCUUUGGCCAUAUCCGAAGCUUACUAGAGAAGAAGAGGAAGUUACUAGCUCAAGCUGAAGCCUUAUUAAUGACAAGACGAAAUCAUGAGCAACUACGAACUCUCAAAGGGGAAGUGUACGAGUUAAUGGUCAAGGAGGACGCAAUGUGGCACCAAAGGUUGAGGGUGGAGUGGCUUAAGGCUGGUGACCUCAACACUAGCUAUUUCCAUAGCCGUGCAACCCAACGAAAUCGGAGGAACUUCAUCUCUAAGUUGAAUGGGGAAGAUGGUCAGGUGGUUGAGGAUGAGCAGAAGAUUGGAGAGAUGAUGGCAUCUUAUUUUAGUGAACUAUUCACAACAGCAGCACCUUCUGACCUUGAUCCAAUCCUUCAAGGGAUUGAGAGAAAAGUCACGCCGCAAAUGAUUCAAGAGUUGACCAGAGAGUACACGGCAAAAGAGGUGGAGGUUGCAUUGAAACAAAUGAAAUCCAUUUCAGCACCCGGUCCAGACGAAGGAUUACAUGCCCUUAUUAAGCAAGCAGCAGCCAUUGGUACCAUCUCUGGAGUUUCCUUAUGCCGUGAGGGUCCUAAGGUGACUCAUUUAUUUUUCAUGGACGAUAGCUUGCUGUUCUGUAAAGCAAACAGCCAUGAAUGCAAUUCUGUCCUGGAGUUAUUAGAGAAGUAUGAAAGAGCAUCGGGUCAAAGGAUCAAUCAGGAUAAAACCCAACUAUUUUUCAGCUCCAAUACAAACCAGCAAGUCAGAAAUUCAAUUAAGGGCAGAUUGGGUGUUGCGGUCUCCCAUCAAUUUGAUAAGUACUUAAGACUACCGUCCUUUGUGGACAGAGGGAAGAAGCAAAGUUUUAGCUACAUUCGUGAGAGGAUUUGGUAGAAAAUUCAAGGUUGGAAGGAGCAACUACUUUCACAAGCGAGUAGGGAAGUAUUGAUCAAAUCUAUUUUGCAAGCCAUGCCAACAUACUCCAAGAAUUGCUUUAAACUACCGAGAAGCUUAUGUAAGGACAUCGAGUCUCGCAUUCAAAAAUUCGGGUGGGGUUAUAGAGGAGAGCAACGUAAAACUCAUUGGGUGGCGUGGAAUAAACUUUGUCUCCCUAAAUGCCAAGGUGGUUUGGGAUUUCGAGACACUGAAAACUUCAACCUUGCCCUCCUUGGAAAACAAGUAUGGAGGCUAAUACACAAUCAGGAUUCUCUUUUCUACAAGGUUUUUAAAGCCAAAUUCUUCCCAACCUACUCAAUCAUGGAUGAAGGGGUCAAGACCAAUGGAUCUUAUGCAUGGCAGAGUAUACUUAAGGCUUACCAAGUAGUUGACAUGGGAUCUUAUUGGAGGAUUGGAGAUGGCUGUAGUGUAUUGAUCAGAGGGAACAAGUGGUUGCCAGGUUUACAUCACAGCAAAGUUCUCUCACCCCAAAAUCACUUCCCUAUGAAUACGAAGGUUUGUGCUUUGAUGAAUGAAAAUGGUACUAGCUGGGAUGCUGACCGAGUUAGGAGAGAAUUUCUACCUUAUAAGGCUAAGGAGAUC
Molecule: messenger RNA, 1876 nt
Organism: Quercus robur (English oak)
Lineage: Eukaryota; Viridiplantae; Streptophyta; Magnoliopsida; Fagales; Fagaceae
Exons: 2
Coding region: 236-1231 (331 amino acids)
Source: RefSeq, a predicted model, not a curated record